AUGGCCGUACAAGCGGCUCUAUUGACGAUCCUCGUCGCCACCGCCACCGUCGUAUUGGCAAACGGCGACGUUCCAAUCCCGGAGAAUGAGGCUCAAGUGAACACGUGGUUUAACCAGAAUAUUAGGCCGUUUGGAGAGAGGAAGGGCACGCUAGACCCGAACCUGGUGAAGGCCGAGGAAGGCGUUAAGAUCAUUAGGGUUAGGAAAGACGGCAGCGAAGAUUUCAAGAAGAUCGCCGACGCCAUCAAGACCAUCCCCGCCUGGAACACCAAGCGUGUCAUCAUCGAUAUAGGACCCGGAGAGUACCAUGAGAAGGUGUUGAUAGACUACAAUCAGCCCUACGUUAGCCUUGUGGGCUCAUCGCCUAAAGACCGGCCAACCAUUACUUAUGGCGCCACGGCGAAACAGUAUGGGACGGUGGAUAGCGCCACCGUCAUUGUCUUGGCACCCUACUUCGUCGCCGCUAAUCUUAUCUUUAAGAAUUCUGCACCAAGGCCGGAUCCAUACAAAAAGGAUGGUCAGGCAUUGGCGUUUAGGAUAAACGGGGACAAGGCAGCCUUCUUCAACAGCAAAUUUAUCGGAUUUCAGGACACGUUAUGUGAUGACAGGGGAUAUCACUUCUUCAAGGAUUGCUACAUUGAGGGCACUGUUGAUUUCAUCUUCGGCAGGGGAACAUCUCUUUAUUUGAACGCAGAUUUAUUUGUGAUUGGUGACAAAGGACUGACAGUGAUCACAGCUCAAGGAAGGGGCGAUAGAGUUAGCACUGGAUACUCAUUUGUGCACAGUAGAAUAGAGGGAACCGGCAAUUCCACCACUUUCUUGGGCAGGCCUUGGGGUGACAAGACUAAAGUCGUUUACACCUACACUUACAUGAGCAAUGUCAUCCAACCCGGCGGAUGGAGCGACAAUUCCCAAACGUCAAAGAAUUUUUACUAUGGAGAGUACAAGAGUGUUGGACCAGGUUCAAGCAAGGGUAAGAGAGCAAAAUUCUCCAAGCAGCUGACCUUUGACCAAGUGAAGCCUUUCAUCACACUUGGCUACAUCAAGGCUUCUACCUGGUUGCUCCCUGCACCUAAACCAUUAUAA
Molecule: messenger RNA, 1086 nt
Organism: Morus notabilis
Lineage: Eukaryota; Viridiplantae; Streptophyta; Magnoliopsida; Rosales; Moraceae
Product: probable pectinesterase 50
Exons: 4
Coding region: 1-1086 (361 amino acids)
Biological process (GO): cell wall modification
Molecular function (GO): pectinesterase activity
Source: RefSeq, a predicted model, not a curated record